Cetraspora pellucida is the source of this 154-nucleotide messenger RNA. The record is from the annotation of a GenBank genome assembly. Lineage: Eukaryota; Fungi; Glomeromycota; Glomeromycetes; Diversisporales; Gigasporaceae.
GUGAAAACUUAGACCAUAUUAUCUUGCCAAACCUUUUUCCUGGUAAGUCUGAAAUCGUUCCUGUUACUCAUGAUGAGACCAUCCUUUAUGCAAAUGAUGAUAUAAAUAAGUAUUGGAGCCCAAUAGAUGAAUAUAGCCUACGAAAAAAUCACAA